Messenger RNA from Orbilia oligospora ATCC 24927, 2856 nucleotides. RefSeq lists its product as uncharacterized. The record is from RefSeq and is a predicted model, not a curated record. Lineage: Eukaryota; Fungi; Ascomycota; Orbiliomycetes; Orbiliales; Orbiliaceae. Bases 1 to 2856 code for a protein of 951 amino acids. The transcript is spliced from 3 exons.
AUGUCCUGCGACUUCGUUCCUGCUGUCCAGGGGACUUGGCAACGCUGGCAGUCGUUCCCAGCGGGCGGCCAAGCUCCAAAUCAACAUGGCAUGCAUCACCGUGUGCAAUCUACCAACAUGCUUUUCCCUUCAAAUGUAGACCCGGUGGCUCAGGUCCCUAGGAACUCCAACGGCCUUCGAGUGUCUCCAUCGGAAGCCCGUGCUGCGCGUGCCGCUCAGCCUAUUGGAACGGCCAUAGAAUGCGGGAGAAGGUCCAGCAUGUUUUCGGAUGGAAACCCCAGUUACUCAUUCACGCAACAGCCUCCAAACCAGUCGAUGGAACACCUACGGAAUGCCCGAACCAACGCCCGUGGCCUUCACGCAGGUUUCGAAAUGCUCCCCAUGUUUGGAGACAAGCCGCCUCAGGCCUCUAGAUCGUCGCCACGACUCGGGUCUAAUGGUGCAUCCGUAUCUAGUUAUAACCUGGGAUUCGGAUUCGGAUCGGAUAUGCAAUCACACUAUAGCUUCAGACCUGAUGUCGGAAGGGCUAUGUGUGGUAGUGACGUUGAUGAGUCUAUGGCUGAAUGGGAACAGGAACUUUUUCAAUCUUACAGGAAAAUGAAGUACUAUGGAGAGGAGGAACUUUCUAAGGAACAGACCGUCGAGAUCGUCACCAAGUUCACCGCUGCCGCUCGGGAAGCCUGGGUCAAACUUGAAACUGCAGCUAAAUCCGACCAGGUUACCCAGGGGUUCAAGAUGUUUUUUAAGUCUAUCAGAAGCUUUGAGCAUCUCACAAGGCUUGGGUUCCAGAACCUAGAUCAAGUGCUCGAGGGAAAAACGCCAACAUCACUCAUACCGAUAUACAGCGUCCUUCAUGUUGCCUAUGCCAUAUCUCAAACUACAUCGUCAUCGAUUCCACAAUUAUCACAGCCCCUAGCGGUCAGUACUUUUUGUGCAGAUGCCCAAAAACGUUGGAAGAAAUGUCUUAAGUCGGGGCCGAAUAGUCUCGGGUUCUCGGAGGAAGGAGUUUUCGAUGAAUUACUUGCUGUGAUGACUCAAGAAAUAGACGCUGCUCUGGAAUGGAUAUCUACGCGAACUUGUAUGACAGCCUGGACCAACGUCGACGAAACGGAUGAUGAAAGCGAGUCUCAGUCGUAUAUUCUGAGCCAAGCACACCCUAUGGGAGGCGAAAACAAUGGGUAUCCACAACCUCCAUUAACUUCCAGUCUUACACUCCCGGGCUCAGUUAAGUGCCAUCAAAUGGGUCUGCCCCCUGAACGGCAGCCCGCUCGAGCGCAAUGGGAUGUGAUUAUGAGUGGGCCAAUGUUCACUCACAUUCUCGCAUUUCUCGAAAACCUCCCUAAACUAGGUUCAAUGAUGUCGAGGCUUUCAUUUCCUGCACCUCAGCCCCAGCAACUUUCCGGGCCGAACCCUCAAACACGGCCGCCAUGUCAGACAAUGGGUGAUUUCAAAACCUCUCUUUUGAAGUUCAUCAUCAGUCAGAUUUGGGGAAAGCAGAAGUUCAACUGGGUCGGCCAUAUAAUGCGCGCAGCCAUCAACAUGGUGCAGUAUGGUGCUAUCCAAUGCCUUCGGGACUUUGAAGAUUAUGUCGUCGGGCUGACGAAGUUCUGCGAAGAAGUGCCGAAGAGACUGGAUUUCCUUGACUCCUUCUUAGACAUUUGUGUGACAUUUGCGCCUAUGUUCACUGACCUUCAGGUCCGGAAAGGCCAGACACCCUACUGCACCGGGUACAGAAAUGCACGAUUGAGAUUGGAGAGGGCAACCAUGCUAUCUCGAUACCAGGCGCGACGGCACUCUAUGCAAAUGAAACUCACAGGCUCUCCAUUGCAGACCCUCAGAGCUAAUUCCAUUUCCAACAUCCCAGUCGAGCAACUCAGGCUUCAGUUACCAUUCAUGGAUCUUUCUUCGGAUGGGAUGCCUUCGAACUCUCCGCCCCAGUUAUCACCCACGGGAUCUUUCUCAUCGGGGACUCUGUCCGAAACAACUAGUCUGGCCGCCUCGGUACCUGCUAGGGGAAGCCCCUCGCUCAGUAUCUCAACCCUGGGAGAUGCUAUGGGCACCAAGACAACGGCAGAUUCCAUUUACGACUUCCUGGUUCCCACUACCUCUUGGGACUCACAGCAAGUACCCUACCAAGCAUCAGGACUUCAAGAGGCAUGCCAGGGGAUCUCAGUCACUUGGCCUCAAGCCUAUGGUUCCUGCCAGAUUACAGCACCAUCGACCAUGGCCGACAUCGUCUCAAGUAUUGCCGCCAGUUCCGCGUGGGACGGUACGGUCGCUGCUCCGGCUCAUCCGGACUUCGCUCCCAUGCCUAGCUUUAUCGAUACAGAUGAGCAUGACAUCUCAAAUCUAAUCGGCCAUGUCUCCGAGGGUACCCCAGAUUCCAUUGACGAUGCACUUAGCUUCUCAGAUGCAGCCGCAAUGAACAUCAACGACGAAGUGCCCCAGGAUAUGGAAACAGAUUCCGACCCAGCUACGUCGACGACUAACACAGCUCCUCGCGGUAUCCGCCCCCGUCGGGCCCCUCGAAGUAAGAAAGCUCCAGGGGGUCGAAUUUUUAUCUGCGAUUUCCCCGGCUGUGGCGCCGAGAUUCGUGGGGCAAAAUACACCCAAUCAAACAGCAAUCUUCUGCGCCACCAACGUUCUUCACACGGUCUAGGCGGGAGCGUCGGCACCGAAUUUACGUGCGAAGUAGCGGGUUGUGUGGCGAAGUAUCGUGGGGCGAGGGCACGUGAGAACCUCAAAACACAUAUGAAGAAUAAACAUGGGAUCCGAACGAAAGCGCUGAGGAAAGGUGGCCGGCAGUCGGGAAGCAAUAUGCCCUUGGAAAUUAUUUCCGAGGAUGAAAGCUCCUAA